Penicillium canariense is the source of this 594-nucleotide messenger RNA. RefSeq lists its product as uncharacterized. The record is from RefSeq and is a predicted model, not a curated record. Lineage: Eukaryota; Fungi; Ascomycota; Eurotiomycetes; Eurotiales; Aspergillaceae. The coding region runs from base 1 to 594 and encodes 197 amino acids. The transcript is spliced from 2 exons.
AUGCCAGGCUACCAAAAGGUGAAAAGGGGAAGCUACCUACUUGAGGACUGGAUCACGCGCAAAGAACUCAAGCGCACCAGUCCAUUCAAUGUGUGCUUCAGACCGGGGAGACAAGUUCUUAUGAGCAUGCGCUUUUAUCAUACUCGGCAUGAAAAAUCUAGUUGUCCCUCUUGUCACGCGGUCAAUCCAGAAUGGGGACGCUCCGAUGUGUGCUGUUCCAUUUGUGGCAUGCAGUAUCGCAGGAUAAUAGAAGUACUUGAAGAGGACGAAGAGCCACCUUCAGUUCGUUCUAGCACCGGGCCUAAGAUUCCUGCCGAAGCUGUUCCUGCAGAUGAGGAUAUUACCGAGUUUAAAAGGAUUCAAAUAGUGGCCCCACGCGAUUUCACGCGGCCUUUUGAUAAGAAGCGCAGUUCGAGGAUUUCGAACCUUGCCAGGCACUUUGAACAAUUAAGCCGCAAGUUUGAAAAGGACCGACAACGUGAAAGACGAGCACGAGCUGCACGGGGCUCUUAUUCACGCGCAUUCCCCCUUCCAUCCUCAAAGCCAAUUGUUGAGGUCUACCGGAACGUGAAAGAGGCUGUUGAAGAACGCUAA